UUUUUUUUUUUUUUUUAAAAUUUCCUCAAUUUAUAUUUACCAUGAUAACUUUAAACUUUGUUAUAAAAACACCAAUCAUGUCAUAGUUCCAAAUUCCAACAACACAGCUGAAAAUAUCUUUCCAAAAAUAAAAACAAGUAGUACAACUUAUCUUGUAUUUGAAAUUCUAGAAGAAAAUGGCAGAUCAGUUGACUGAUGACCAGAUCUCUGAGUUUAAGGAAGCAUUUAGCUUGUUUGAUAAGGAUGGAGAUGGUUGCAUCACUACUAAGGAGCUUGGGACUGUGAUGAGGUCGCUGGGACAGAACCCGACUGAAGCUGAACUCCAGGACAUGAUAAACGAGGUGGAUGCAGAUGGUAAUGGAACCAUCGACUUCCCAGAGUUUCUAAACCUCAUGGCCAAGAAGAUGAAGGAUACAGAUUCCGAGGAGGAGCUGAAAGAGGCAUUCAGGGUUUUCGACAAGGAUCAAAAUGGCUUCAUCUCGGCUGCUGAGCUUCGCCAUGUGAUGACUAACCUUGGGGAGAAGCUCACUGAUGAAGAAGUCGAUGAGAUGAUUAGGGAAGCGGAUGUCGAUGGUGAUGGUCAAAUUAACUAUGAAGAGUUUGUUAAGGUCAUGAUGGCCAAGUAAUUCCACCACCCUCUUGUUAAAAGUUUAAGUUUAGACUUGUUAAAAUUUGUGAAAAAAUGCCAAAAAAUGUUUCAUUGGAUAGGAUGUGCUUAGUAUAAUGUAUGUUUUUACCAUCUCUAGAUGUAUUGGACCUUGAAUGAAUGUAAUGUUUUAUUGUAAGGGUAGUGUAAUCUCUCUUCUUUCUCUUGA
Capsicum annuum is the source of this 815-nucleotide messenger RNA. Its product is annotated as calmodulin-7. Bases 177 to 626 code for a protein of 149 amino acids. The record is from RefSeq and is a predicted model, not a curated record. Lineage: Eukaryota; Viridiplantae; Streptophyta; Magnoliopsida; Solanales; Solanaceae. The transcript is spliced from 2 exons. Gene Ontology annotation, molecular function: calcium ion binding; enzyme regulator activity.